AUGACGGAGUUAGAUAGUCCUCCCCCUAAGACAGCUAGGCAAAGAAGCGCUAGAUUUACGGAAGCCGAGGAUAAUAUCCUGAAAGAUCUUGUAAAGGAUAACAAGAAAAGAACAUGGAAAGAAAUCGCCACAUUUUUACCAGGCCGUACAGCAUGCCAAUGCCGUGAUAGAUAUAAUCAAUAUCUUUUUAAGCAAGUUAUCGUGAAACCCUGGACAAACGAAGAAGAUGAAAUUAUAGUAGAAAAAUAUCGCCUUUUUGGUCCACAUUGGGUAAAAAUAUCGGAAUUCCUUCCAGGUAGGAGUGGAAAUAAUAUUAAAAAUCGCUGGAAUAGCGCUUUACAAAAAUAUCAUGGCAUUUCUCAUGAAAUGCCAAAACAAAAGAGAAGAUCCAAAAAGGUAAAGUGGGGAGAAGUAGAAGAAAGAAAAGAAGAUCCUAUUCAGAUAACUUAUCCUUUGAUUCCUACGACUCCAAAUAUCAUUGAGCCGACUAAUUAUUCAGAUAUAAUCCCAAAGGCAUUCUCCAAACCAAAUGUUAUUGACCUUGAUUUUAGCAUCGAGUAUAAAAAGAUAUUUUGUUAA
Molecule: messenger RNA, 579 nt
Organism: Trichomonas vaginalis G3
Lineage: Eukaryota; Parabasalia; Trichomonadida; Trichomonadidae
Product: RNA polymerase II transcription regulator recruiting protein
Exons: 1
Coding region: 1-579 (192 amino acids)
Biological process (GO): regulation of DNA-templated transcription
Cellular component (GO): nucleus
Molecular function (GO): RNA polymerase II cis-regulatory region sequence-specific DNA binding; DNA-binding transcription factor activity, RNA polymerase II-specific
Source: RefSeq, a predicted model, not a curated record